GCCGGGAAAGAUGGCGGCGGCUGCGGUUUGAAUUCCAGCGGCGCCGCUUGACUGAGAACAAGAGCUGGGUUGGAGGGGGCGGGACCUGGGGAACCGAGCGCGCCGCGACUGCCGGGGAACCAGUGGCGCUGCCGCCGCCGACACCGGCGCCACCACUCUGCGUUCACGAUGGACUCGGGGAUGGAAGAGGAAGGCGCCCUGCCUGGGACCCUCAGCGGUUGCAGUGGCCUUCACCCUGUUCUGCCAAGUGACCUGGAUGUCAUCAGUGACACUUCUGGCUUGGGAAAUGGAGUGCUCCCAAGCAUGUCAGAAGAAAAGGUUUCUCCCACCAGAGCCCGGAACAUGAAGGACUUUGAAAACCAAAUCACUGAGCUGAAGAAGGAGAACUUCAAUCUAAAGCUCCGGAUCUACUUCCUGGAGGAGAGAAUCCAGCAGGAGUUUGCUGGCCCCACCGAGCACAUCUACAAGACGAACAUUGAACUCAAGGUGGAAGUGGAAAGUCUGAAGCGCGAGCUCCAGGAGAAAGAUCAGUUGCUCGUCAAAGCCUCCAAAGCGGUGGAGAGCCUAGCAGAACGGGGUGGUUCUGAAGUCCAGCGGGUGAAAGAAGAUGCAAGGAAGAAGGUGCAGCAGGUGGAAGACCUCCUAACGAAAAGGAUACAUCUUCUAGAAGAAGAUGUGAAAGCCGCCCAGGCAGAACUGGAGAAGGCCUUUGCGGGGACAGAAACAGAGAAGGCUCUUCGGCUCAGCUUAGAAAGCAAGCUCUCGGCGAUGAAGAAGAUGCAGGAGGGGGACCUGGAGAUGACUCUGGCUCUGGAAGAGAAGGACAGACUGAUUGAGGAGUUGAAGCUGUCUUUGAAGAGCAAAGAAGCUUUAAUUCAGUGCCUUAAAGAGGAAAAAUCUCAGAUGGCAUCUCCUGACGAGAACGUGUCAUCUGGAGAACUCCGAGGACUUUCUGCCACUCUGAGGGAAGAAAAAGAGAGAGACGCUGAGGAAUGGCAGAAGGAGAGAAACCACUUUGAAGAGAGGAUCCAGGCACUUCAGGAGGACCUGAGAGAGAAGGAAAGAGAAAUUGCUACAGAGAAGAAAAAUAACUUAAAGAGUUAUAAAGCCAUUCAGGGUCUAACCAUGGCAUUAAAAUCAAAGGAAAGAGAGGUUGAAGAACUUGAUUCCAAAAUCAAAGAGGUCACUACGGACUCCACCAAAGGCAGAGAGGAUCCCUUAAAAACCCAGAUCCCCAGAUUCCAGCUAAGAGAGGGGUCUGAGGACUGUGAAGCUGCGCUGGUAGAGAAGGAAGCCCUAUUGGCCAAGCUACACUCAGAAAAUGUCACAAAGAGCACUGAGAACCAUAGGUUGCUCAGGAAUGUUAAAAAGGUCACCCAGGAGUUGAAUGACUUGAAGAAGGAGAAGUUGAGACUAGAGCAGGCCCUGGAGGAAGCCCACCAAGAGGGGAACAGAGGAGCCCGAACCAUUCACGACCUUAGAAAUGAAGUUGAGAAACUACGCAAGGAAGUGAGUGAGAGAGAGAAGGCUGUGGAAAAACAUUACAAGAGUCUUCCAGGUGAAAGCAAGACAAAGUUUCAUACUCAAGAACAAGUGGUCAGAAGUCUGACAGGCAGUGGCAGUCAGGAGGACCUGCUGCUUCAGAAAUCCAAUGAAAAAGAUUUGGAAGCAAUACAGCAGAACUGCUAUUUAAUGACUGCAGAGGAGCUCAAGUUUGGGAGCGAUGGCUUAAUAACAGAAAAGUGUUCUCAGCAGUCACCAGACAGCAAACUCAUCUUCUCCAAGGAAAAGCAACAAUCAGAGUAUGAAGGGCUGACUGGGGACUUAAAAGCAGAACAGAACAUCUAUGCCCAUCUGGCAAAGACUCAGGACACAGACAGUGUCAGCAACCUGCAGGCUGAGCUGAAAGAGGUCCUUGCCCUUCGGAAGCAGCUGGAGCAGGAUGUUCUUGCCUACCGGAACCUGCAGAAGGCCCUGCAGGAGCAGCUCAGUGAGAUUCGGAGUCGAGAAGAAGAGCCGUUUUCAUUUUAUAGCGAUCAAACAUCGUAUCUGAGUAUUUGCCUUGAAGAGCACAAUCAGUUCCAAUUGGAGCAUUUUUCUCAAGAAGAACUCAAGAAAAAGGUCAGUGACCUCAUACAGCUUGUGAAGGACCUGCACACAGACAACCAGCACCUGAAGAAAACCAUUUUUGAUCUCUCUUCUGUGGGUUUCCAGGGAAGUGACAGACUUGAGUUAACAAAACAAGAAGAGCUUGUGGCUAGCAAGGAGGAUGAGGACACACUCAAAUUUGAAGCGGACGUUGAGACUCCUUUCCAGAGUGACCAGCAUUUGGAGCAAAGUCGUGAGAUCAUGGAGGACUAUGCUGAGGGUGGCUGCAAAAGUGGAUAUGGAAGGCACAUGGAUUCCAAUAUUUUAGGUCAUGAUGGGGCCCAAACUCCUGGUGCCUCUGAAGAGCACACCCUAGAAGAUGAGCUCCUGGGCCUGCUUGCCACUCUCUUCAGUAAGAAGGCCACACCGUUGCUGGAAUCCAGGCCAGAUCUUCUGAAAGCACUCGGUGCCCUACUUUUGGAACGCAUAUGCUUGGCAGAGCAGGGUCGUCCUGGAGAUCACCUUGAUAGUAAAACUGAGAAGGCACUUCAGCAAGUAGCUGUUCAGUUGAGAGAUGAACUUGGCCAUUCCUUCCCUGCCAACUCGUUCUCCAAGUCAUACAAUGAAGUCAAGUCAAUGUGGGGAAAUUGGCUGGUAAAGACAGGAGACGAAGACACGGUGGAGCUGAAGAGUGUUUCAGUGCAGACCAUGGCCAUAGAGGACACCCCGCAUGGAUUCAAACCUCAAAGCAAGAGAGAUGCUUGGGCAGAGAAACAAGAAGAGGCCAUUUUCAGCACUGAGCUUGAGUCAGAGGCGUUGGGUGAGAUGCCAGGGCAACAGGCCACUCACCUCUCAUUCCCCAGUGCCAUCAACCCGGAUGCCGAGAAGACGGGCUUGUUGAUCCAAUUAAAGACACCUGAGUUAUUGGAAAAUUUAUAUAAUCUUCCUGCUUCGCCAGAGGUGGUGGUGGCUCAACUCCAAGGCCAGGUUCUAGAGCUGCAGAGGGAGCUGAAAGAAUUCAAAACCCGCAACAAGCAACUCCAUGAGAAGCUAAUUCUGGCAGAGGCAAUGAUGGAGGGGCUGCCGGUGCCCAACUCUGCGCUGGUGAAUGUGCCUGCAGCCCAGGCUGUUGUGAGAACAGCCUUCCAGGACAACCCAGGCGAGCAAGAAGGACCUGAAACCACACAGUCUGCUGGGAGAGACAAGGACAUGGACAGUGACCAAUAUACAAGCUUUGAGAUCGAUUCUGAAAUCUGUCCACCUGAUGACCUUGCCUUAUUACCAGCAUGCAAAGAGAAUCUUGAAGACCUCCUAGGCCCAUCCUCCAUAGCCACUUACCUGGAUUCCAAGAGUCAGCUCUCUGUUAAAGUCAGCGUGAAUGGAACUGACCAGUCUGAGAAUAUCAAUAUCCCUGAUGACACAGAAGACUUAAAACAGAAAAUCCACGACUUGCAAACCGAGCUGGAAGGCUACCGGAACAUCAUUGUCCAGCUACUGAAGCACUCUCAGUGCAGUGAGGCUAUUAUCACAGUUUUGUGUGGGACAGAAGGGGCCCAAGAUGGCUUGAACAAGCCUAAGGGCCAUAUUGAUGAGGAAGAGAUGACAUUUUCAAGUUUGCACCAAGUACGAUAUGUGAAGCAUAUGAAAAUCCUCCGUCCACUAACCCCGGAGAUGAUUGAUGGCAAGAUGCUAGAGAGCCUCAAGCAGCAGCUGGUGGACCAGGAGCAGGAGCUACAGAAGGAGCAGGACUUGAACUUGGAACUUUUCGGUGAAAUCCAUGACCUGCAGAACAAGUUCCAAGACCUCUCGCCAUCAAGAUACGAUUCAUUGGUUCAGUCCCAAGCGAGGGAGCUCUCCCUUCAGCGACAGCAAAUUAAGGAUAGCCAUGGCAUCUGUGUCAUUUACCGUCAACACAUGAGCACCAUGAUCAAGGCGUUUGAGGAGCUUCUGCAGGCCAGUGAUGUGGACAGUUGCGUGGCCGAGGGCUUCCGGGAGCAGCUGACACAGUGUGCUGGACUGCUAGAGCAACUGGAGAGGCUGUUUCUCCAUGGAAAAUCAGCCAGAGUGGAACCACAUCCCCAGAAUGAACUGCUCAAGGGGUUAAGGACUGUGGAAGGCAACUUACCCUACCACCAUCUCCUGCCUGAAUCUCCUGAGCCUUCUGCCUCCCAUGCUCUGUCAGAUGAUGAAAUGUCUGAGAAGUCCUUCCUGUCUAGAGACCCGAAGCCAGACAGCGAUACUGAGAAGUACCCAGCAAUGGCGAGCCAUUUUCCUCAAGACUUACUAAUGGAACACAUACAGGAAAUUCGAACUUUGAGAAAGCAUUUGGAAGAAUCUAUUAAAACAAAUGAGAAGCUCCGGAAACAGCUGGAACGGCAGGGGUCUGAGACUGACCAAGGCUCCAGAAAUGUUUCUGCUUGUGGCUUAGCACUGCACAGCUCUCUGACGUCAGAGAUACAUUUCCUGAGGAAGCAGAACGAGGCCCUCAGUAUGAUGCUCGAGAAGGGGUCCAAAGAUAAACAGAAAGAGAGUGAAAAAUUACGUGAGUCCCUGGCUAGGAAAGCUGAGAGUCUUGAGCAACUUCAGCUAGAGUACACCAGUGUAAGGGAAGAAAAUGAAAGGUUACAGAGAGACAUCAUUGAGAAGGAGAGACACAACCAGGAGCUGACUGAGGAGGUCUGCAGCAGCCGCCAGGAACUGAGCAGGGUGCAGGAAGAGGCGAAGUCAAGACAGCAGCUGCUCUCACAGAAGGACAAGCUGCUUCAGUCCCUCCAAAUGGAGCUCAAGGUGUAUGAGAAACUGGCCGAGGAACAUCCGAGGCUACAGCAAGAUGGCAGCAAAUGUCCUGAGGCCAGCGACAAUUCAUUUGAUCUAUUUGAAUCCACCCAGGCAAUGGCACCUAAAUCAGCUUCUGAGACUCCUCUGCUCUCAGGAACUGAUGUUGACUCGCUCUCCUGUGACAGUACCAGUUCUGCCACCAGCCCUACUAGCAUGCCCUGCCUGGUUGCUGGCCACCACAUGUGGGCCAGCAAGAGUGGCCACCAUAUGCUGGGCCUGAUUGAGGACUAUGAUGCCCUCUAUAAGCAGAUCAGCUGGGGCCAGACACUGCUUGCCAAGAUGGAUGUUCAAACCCAAGAGGCUCUGAGCCCCACAAGUCACAAGCUGGGACCAAAGGGUUCUUCAUCCGUGCCUCUGAGCAAGUUUCUUUCCAGUAUGAACACAGCCAAGCUGGUCCUGGAAAAAGCAUCCAGGUUGCUGAAGCUCUUCUGGAGGGUCUCAGUCCCCACCAACGGCCAGUGUUCCCUUCACUGUGAGCAGAUUGGAGAAAUGAAGGCAGAGAACACGAAACUACACAAAAAAUUGUUUGAACAAGAAAAGAAGCUGCAGAACACAGCAAAACUAUUGCAGCAGAGCAAGCACCAGGAGAAAGUCAUCUUUGAUCAGUUGGUCAUCACCCACCAAGUCCUUCGGAAGGCCAGGGGAAACCUGGAGCUCAGGCCUGGGGCCACCCGUCCAGGAGCAUCCAGUCCCAGCAGACCGGGCUCAUGAGGAGACCUUUCAGCUAAUAAAGCUUGUGGCCCUGAGAUCAGCUGCCUCUGUCCUCACUGUGGCUCCUGGUGGUGAGGGAAGCAAAGGCUGCUGGCCAGAGGAAGUGCGCGGUGAUUUUUGUCUGAAAAUGGGCUUGAGGCUAUUGUCUCAAAGGAUCCAUUGCUCUGCAGUCAGGCACCAGAAAGACCUUGGCGCUGGAUUGUGAUUAACCUGGAGCACCUUGCACACUGGUGGGCUUCACAUUCACCCUCAGGUCUGAGAGCUCAGGUUUUAGCCAGCACUGCAGUUAGAAGUACUUAAGUGAGUCAUUCCAUUUCAAAUGUGUGAUUCACAUAUUCUGGGUGGACCUCAAAGCCCAGGUCCCUUGCAAGACACAGGACUGUCUGGGGACCCACAUGGACCUCAGAUCUCACAUACCUCUAAGCCCACUCCAGGAUCCAGGGAGAAAUGAGUCCAUGUGGGAUUGCGUUGGCACUGUGCCUCCCCAGGCAGGCACUCAGCUCCUGACAUCCUGUCCUAGAACCAUCUUCUACAGGGAAGUGGUUUCAGAUACAACAAACAGCCCAGAGCUGGUUCUCGGCUUUUGCCUGUCUCCUGUCUGCUCAACUGUGUUGGUGCCUGGUGCAUUGGCUUGCUGCAACCCUGCCACUGACUUCGUAUUUAACUGUUCUUAGCCUUGUCCUGCAUGCAUGGGUUUCUGAGCACUAAACAAAGCUGGCCUGGCCCUGGUUAUAGCUCUUUUCUUUCCUGCUGGAGUCCAUCACGCUGACAUGUUGUUUCUUAUCAUCUGUCCUUCCAUUUUGCCUGCUACUUCAUCUCUUCUCAGAGCCCUUUUUCUGCUCUGGUCCAUCGGCCUUUCCCCUUCUCUAGGCUCCUUUCGAGUCUUUGGUUCUUUUCCUCGAGUCUUCUCCCUCCUUCCCCUAAAGCAGCCAAGGUGCAGAGGCCAGUCAUGCAUGUGAUCAGGCCUGCCCAUGUUAGCAGCUUCCUGCUGUUCUCUGGUUCCAGGCAGGGCCCCUGGCAGGGAUCACACAGCUGCUACCACUCUUCCCUCUUCUCUUGCCUCCUUGUUUCCAGCUGACUGUGUCAGCCUAAGAUGCCCCUUCUGUUCUUAGCCUUUUUCUGCCUUUCCUUUCCUAGCCAGCACUGAGUGGUCCUUAGGAAAUCUCUUCCCAUGCUGAAGUCCUCAGAGUCCUGAUGCUGGACACUGACUUUCUCUGUGCCCACCUCCCAGCCCCCGAUCAGACACUUCCUGUUUGCUAAUCCUCGGUGAGCUAUUAGAGAGCAACUGUGUCCAUACUGAAUGGACACACACACACACAGAAUUGCUGGCUGUGCUGGCAAUUAAAAUUACCCAUUUCUAUAACCAGACUGGCUUCUUCCAUACUCUGGGCUGGCUUUCCUUGCUGCCCCAUGGCUACCCAACAAGGCAGCUGUCAGGGCCCUCAGCUGCUUGGCCAGAGAGCUGAAGCCCAGGUGCCUGCUCUCUGCCUCUGUCUGCUCAGUCAGGGCAGCCUCUUCCUUAGUGGGCUGCUGUCAUCUGUACUCUUUCUGUACAGUUGCAUCAUUUUCUGAUGUGUCAAUGUGUGCAAAGCAGGUUUAGGUACUGCUUCGAGUGAGGUUCUUUUCUCCACAAGUUCCUUUCCCUGAGAAGCUUGUCUGCUGAGGAGGGCAGCAGAUCUGUCUUCUAGUCUCUAGCCACAUGCUUCUGUCCUCAGUUUGCAUAACCUGUUCAGUGGGAGUUAUCUUUCCCCCUAACCCUGAUGUCUUAAGCUGUAAAAAUUGAAGUUAGCUGAACUGUAAGGCUCUUGUCCUAAAUCAACAUCUUUUCUUCAGUAUCUCUCGGUGGCUAUUCUUGCCAGUUUUAGAAGUGCCCUCUGGAGUGCCUGCUAUCAGAUGUUCACAAGUGUGUGGGGGGGGGGGGUGAGGGCGGGGGAUUUUGUGUGUGUGUGUGUGUGUGUGUGUGUGUGUGUGUGUGUGUGUGUGUACGCGCACACAGUACUUUGUACAGGAUCAGGAGGAGUACCCAGACCUGGCUGGAAGAUAAACCUGGAUUCAGGUGUACCUGUGGUAUACAGUGUUACCUUACCUGGCACAUGCGUAGUACAUUGCUCAUUGGCAUGGGUGGGAGGGGUUUUGGAACCUCUGGUCACUAAACCUGGGGAGCCUGGGAGUAGGCCCUGCAGGGCUGAACCUCUGGGAGUUCAGGUUACCUCACUUCAGGUCUCCUACAAGCUUUCAGCAACACAGUCAUCCAAAGCAACUGUGAUGUUAUUCUCUACCCUAAAAUACUCCCAGACUUGGGCUAGGGGAGGCCCUCCCUCGUCUGGGAGGUGUGGGAGCAUUCUGGUUUGUUUUGACUGGAUGCAGGCCAAGAACAAACUGCAAAUAAGGACAGUUUGGACCUUGGAAAAUGCUCCAUUGUCCCUGGUGAGUUAAUUUUACCAGCAGCUGAAUUCAGGAGGCUCUGAAGCAGUAAUCAGGGGGAAAAAAAGCAUCAAUUUCCCGUUGGUGAAAUUUAAUCGCCACGUGUUCCUGAGCAGCUGCACCUGAGAGACCCAGCUGCAAGGCUACAUAUAGAGAGACCGGAGGGAUGGGCUGUGUCUCCUUCCCUGUCUGCCUUGGGAGUGGCCUUCAGUGUUUAUCCCACUAGGAAGUCCAAUGUACAGUAGCUCUCUGCAGAACUUCCUUUAUUUGAACCCCUGCACAUUUCACCACAGAGGAAACUGAAUCUUCAGAGCCUGCUAGAUCGUUCUCCCAAGAAUGUUGUCUGUUAAAUACAUAGAUAGAUGGAUGGAUGGAUAGAUAGAUAGAUAGAUAGAUGUAGCCAUUCCUCUGUAUUAUGAUCCUUUCUUCCUAACAGUUUCUGGCACAAUGUCCUGGAUAGCCAAGGCAGGGGCUCAGAGACCCACAAUUGAAUUCCUUGACACAGCAGCCCCAAGAACUGCUUGUAAAUGACCCAUGAAAGGAGAAAGAGUGAUCUUGUUAAUAAGGUCUCAGUAUUGUGGAGGCCAAGAAGCCCGCCUUCGGGAACCUGGCCCUGCCAGAUUGCCUCUUCAAUCUUGGCUGUAUUUUAAGUCGAAGUAAAAAAUUCAAUUAUCACAGUGACUCAUCCUGUCUCUUGAGAAACCCAGGCUCAGCCUCAGCAGCAGCAAGGCAGCUCCCCUCUCACCACAAACAGGUCGUCCACUCUACCUGUGCUGUCAGGUGCCAGGUAGGUGACUGUGGACAAACCUUGGGACCCAGGAUCUUGCUGAGACCUCAGGGCUCUUGGUUGGAGCAAGCCUGUUUUCUCAUCAGCAGAUGUAAUGGGCACUAUGCAGCCAGACUGGCCAGACCCUGGGGUAUCUCUUCAACCACAGUCCCUUCUUCAACAGAGUAGCAUAAGCUAGUGACCCUGAUACCUCUGGACUUAACAGAGGACCAAGGAGAUGAAAUGUGGCUGGAACUCCAAACAUGAGCCUGGAUAUGAACAGCUUUGAGAUCUGUGUAUUAUUGGGGAAAUCACUUGUGAUAUGUUUGUAGGAUGAAGGGGAUAGUCUAGGGAGAAGAUGGCUUUUAGAAGCUAGGCAUGUGGCUUGUACCUCUAAUUACAAUAUCACUAGAGAGACAAAGGAAGGUUCCUGGGGCCUGUUUAACUUAAAGACCUCAAACCUAUGAGAGACCCUUUCAACAAACAAGGUGGUUGGUAAGUAAGAAAUGAUACCCAAGAUUGUCUAUGACCUCCCUGUAUGUACAUCCAUCCAAACAUUCACAUAAACCUGGAGAUGAGUCCUAUCAGCGGGCAGGUGACAGCCCUGGAACAUCCGCAAGAGGCCAGCUCUAUACCCAGGAGGACCCGACCUUUCUGAUCCUGGUAGCUGCAAGGCAGAUGCUAGCAGGAUGAGAGAGAGCCUAUGAAGCAGGGGGUUUCGACCUGAAGGUGAUUUCCAAGGCUUGCCUGGCACCUUCUGUAAAUGCCACCUCUGGGCUGUGGCCUAGGGGAGCCAAGAAGCUGUUUGGGAAGGGCUGUUUUUGCUCUCCGAAUCUGAAUUGCCCUCAGGUAAUGAUCCAAAUACCCCUGUCUCUCUUCAGCCUUCCUUGCCCAGGUUUCUUUUUGUGGUGGGUGUUUCCUGGCUUUUUCUCCUCUCACCAGCCUUGGAUCUGCUUUCACCCUUGACCUCUUUCUAUGCUUCACUCUCUUUCUCCUCUCCAUUCCUGCCCAUCCUUACAGCAGACCAUUACAGCAUGCAGCUGGUUGUAGAAGAAAGUAACAGUCUUCCUCUGGGCAGCGUAUCUCCAGCUUAUACCUGGUUUCUGCAGAGUCAGGGUGAGCUCCACUACUCACCAGUGAGGCUUCCAAUCCAGGCAUCAUUCUCUCGAUACUUAGCCCUCCAGGGUGACAACUUCAUCUCCCAUCCAUGUGGUACCAGUCUUACCAUUCUCUUCAUAAGCUCUGGAUUCACCUGCAACUCACAGCUGUGUAUAUGUCACUCCUAGUUUAAAAUGGUCAUCCCCCAGGUGUCCAGCCCAUCUACCACAGACAACAAAAGGCUCCCCCAAGCAUCACCUCUAGGCAUCUGUUUCAAUCACAGUUUUCCCCUAGAAAAUGCAUCAGAAUUAAGUUACAACUAUAGGCAGCUAAGUUAAUUGAGACCCAAGAAUGGAUCUAAAUAGGUAACGGGCAAAGUGGGUUAUAUAUCAGUUUACUGCAUUUACAUGCAUACUUCUCAUCCAUUGAACAUCUGGGCCAGAAACUACAUCUUAUGUUAUCAUAAUUAAUGUGAUUGAGCACAAGUAUGAACUUUAAUUUUUAUGUGUAAGAGUGUUUUGCCUGCAUGGCAUAACAUAUGCAUCAUAUGUAUGCAGUUCCUGUAGAGACCAGAAGAUGGUAUCGGAACCCGUAGGACUAGUUACAAAUGGUUGUGGUCCUCUGUGUGGGUGCUCUUAACCCCUGGGCCAUCUCUUCAGCCCUGAUAUUAUGACCUUUUAAUAGAGGAAGAGGAAGUCACAGCCUCUUCGGUAUUAUAAACUGGUGCUUGUGGCAGGCAGAACACUGGCCCCUUAAGAUGCCCAUACCUGCCACCUUCCAUUUCUCUGGAAUUGGAAAUGUGCUUCUUUAUUUGCAAACAGACAUGCACAGAGGUUCUCCACAUUUCAGACCUUGUCUUGGAGAGGUUUCUUUUUACCCAGGUGGGCCCAGUCUAACCAGAGUCCUUAGAAGAACCGAUUUUCCUUGAUCAAAGAGAGCAGUGACAUUUUCAGGAUGAGGGGCAGGGUCGUGGUGGAGGGCAGGGCCAGGAGCCCAGGAAUGCAGGUUACCUUGAGAAACUGGGAAGAGCUGCAAGCCAAUCCUCCCCUGUAGUCAAUGCUUUUUUGUCCGUGUUACAAAGUAAGAGGGAAAUUUAAGGAAAAGCUGCAUAGUUCAUCAGGAGAAGAAGGCAUGGUAGGUGGAAAAGCGGUCUGUAAUGGCAGGAGCUUGUGUUAUCAACUUGUUUACAUGGCACAGACUGGAAGCAGAAGCCUGUAGAACCUUCAAGGCCAGCCUCUAAUGAUCAGUCUGCCAGCUACACCCAUGUGCACAAAAGACUCUUGAAAUAUCUGCAACAGCUGGAGACCAAGCAUUCAAACACUUGAGCCUGUGGGGCACACUGUACAUUAAAACCAUGGCAUCACUGCACUCCAGGAGGGGAGAAAAAAACCCACCUUUGUACUCAGUGAAACCCCUUCCAGUCUUCUGCCUGAAGAUCUGUUAGGACAAUGAGGUCAGGUAUUCAACGAAUCUGUUUGUGAUAAUCUCUGAUGACAGCAAUGGAAAACUAACAUGCCUUAGUGAACAUGAAUGUGACUCCACAGGCCGCGUGUCAUUUUCUUGUAGCAGUGACAGGGCAUAUUGAAUACCUGGCCUGGGAAGUCACGAGCUGCUGUCACUGAGAGGGAGCUACAGAGACUGGAUAGAAGAGAAUAUAAUAGAAUACUGCCUGGGUGGGCAGAUGCUGCCACAGGGCUUUUUGUGAAGAGCCUCCAGAGAUGAGAGCCAGAAGCCAUGUGCCCAGGGCUGAGAGACUGAUUCUCCCACUCCAGCCUCUUCCACCACCUUCAGCAUCCUCCCCUCAGGCAGGUUGUUAUGUAUGGUUAUGGGACUCCAUUACUUCAGAAUGUGUCUAUGUAAUUUGUUGAAGGAAUUAUUGAAAUGUAUAAUUAAAGUGUGCAUUGCAAUAUAAAAC
Mus musculus (house mouse) is the source of this 11840-nucleotide messenger RNA. It is a transcript of the gene Cdk5rap2, whose product is annotated as CDK5 regulatory subunit associated protein 2. NCBI's taxonomy places the organism in Eukaryota, Metazoa, Chordata, Mammalia, Rodentia, Muridae. Gene Ontology annotation, biological process: chromosome segregation; positive regulation of microtubule polymerization; regulation of mitotic cell cycle spindle assembly checkpoint. The transcript is spliced from 37 exons. The coding region runs from base 169 to 5637 and encodes 1822 amino acids. Gene Ontology annotation, molecular function: tubulin binding; protein-containing complex binding; gamma-tubulin binding. The record is from RefSeq and is marked validated. Gene Ontology annotation, cellular component: cytoplasm; spindle pole; gamma-tubulin ring complex.